GCGCGCAUCUGAAAACUCACUGUUGCAUCUCUCGUUUCUCUACAUUAAUCGAGUCGGGGGGUUCUAUAUACCUGCACGAGUGCAAAAGAAAGCUCCCACAUUCUCCCCUAUUCGUCAUUAUGCAUGUCCUGAAAUCACUCGAACAUAAACCAACACUACUCUCUCUCUCUCUCCUGAGAGGAGACGGCCUGUGUAUGUUGGACCACAUCCGCAGUCAGCAGCUUUCUUGUUUAUUUCAGUGAAUCCAGGUCCCCCUGCGGACCCCUUUUAAGGAAGCAUGCAUAUCUGGGAUUUUGUGUAAACUUUCGGCCGGUGCGCGUUCUCGUCCCGUCUAAUUUAUCGGCCUCCAGACAAAGCGCGUGAACUCCUCCUCCUCCUCCUCCUCCUCCUCCUCCCUCGCCGUGCGCUCUGGUCCUCCUUCUGCGCGCUCUGGGUCUCUGCUCGGACAAAUUGCGGCGGAGCGCUGGAUCACCGAAAGUUCGCCGAAUCGGUGUAGAGGAAGCGUAGCGGGCUCGGGGCAAGGAGUGGUUCGGCGUUUGCCUUUUUCGGGGGAUCGGGGUGUAUUAUUUGUAAGGUUUUGGUUGUUGUUUUUUUUGUUGUUGUUUUUUUUGCGGUUCCACCAUGGAGACUCUCCGAGGUCUCCUUGCGCUGCUGUGCGUUGUCACGGCUGGAGCGCAAACGCAGGAUGUAUUAGUCAAGUUUAAGGAUUGUCCGGCCGACCUGUUCUUUGUACUGGAUACAUCCGAGAGUGUCGCCCUCAGACAGAAAAUCCCAGACUAUUAUAUUGACCAGAUCAAGUCAUUCACCAAUGACUUCAUAGACCAACUCAGGGACUACGACCACGAUUGUGACCGCACCCUGACGUGGAACUCAGGAGCACUGCACUACAGUGACGAAGUCAUCCUUGUGCGAAAGAUCAGUGACCUGGCCACUCAACGCCAGGCCCUGAAGAGUGACAUCAACGGCAUCAAGUACAUCGGCAAGGGCACAUAUACUGACUGUGCCAUCAAGCAGGGUCUGGCUGAGCUGCUCUCUGGAGGUUCCCGCUACAUCGAGAACAAGUACAUCGUUGUGGUGACUGAUGGCCAUCCUAUCACUGGUUACAAAGAGCCAUGUGGAGGUGUGCAGGAGGCUGCUAACGAAGCCAGGCAACAUGGAGUCAAAGUGUUCGCUGUUGCCAUCUCACCUGACCAGGAGGAAGCCAGGCUGUCGCUCAUUGCCACAGAUCCGCACUACAGACAGAACUUCACUGCUGCUGAUGAGUUCAGAUCCACCCAGAUGGGAACCAUUGAAACCAUCAUUAAUAUAAUCAAAAACGAGACGAGGGAUACGUGUUGCUCUUUCGACUGCCAUGCUCCAGGAGGGCCUAAAGGACCAGACGGAGACUCUGGUCAUAAGGGAGAAACAGGUAGACCAGGGAUGCCAGGAGAAAAAGGAGAUAUUGGUGCCGUGGGUAGCAUUGGAGAUCCUGGUCCUCCUGGGUACAGUGGAAUGAAGGGAGACCGUGGCGGCAGAGGAGAAAAGGGUGAAAGAGGACACAAAGGCUACAAGGGAGACAAAGGUCAAAGGGGAAGGGAUGGAGUUGACGGACGCAAGGGUGACUCUGGUUACCCCGGUCUUCCCGGCUGUAAAGGAUCUCCCGGACCAGACGGCCAGCAGGGAGAGCCUGGACCAAAGGGAGACCCAGGUCCUUAUGGAGUGAAAGGAGCAAAAGGAGAUCCUGGAAGAGACGGUGAACCGGGAAGGCCUGGAAACAGCGGCCCACUGGGACCCCAGGGUGAUCGUGGCCCUCCUGGAAACAACGGGGACAAAGGAGAGCGCGGUGAUGAUGGCUUACCAGGACCGGAUGGACCUCGCGGCGAGAGAGGCGCAGUUGGAGAGAAGGGCGAGCAAGGUUCCCGUGGAAACAGAGGUCCAAGAGGAGAGCCAGGGGAGCCAGGACCCCGUGGAGAGCAGGGGAGGGAGGGCUCAGCUGGCCCCAACGGAGACCCCGGCGAACCUGGCAGGGCUGGGGCUCCUGGCUACAGAGGUGAUGAAGGCCCACCUGGACCAGAAGGACCCAAAGGACCAAGAGGAAUCAAGGGAGCUCCAGGAGACAGAGGCCCAAUGGGGGAGAGGGGAGUAGAUGGCGCCCCGGGUAAUGGCACUGCAGGUUGCCCUGGUUUCCAGGGUUAUCCUGGGCCCCGCGGAGACUCUGGUGAGCCUGGUAGCAAGGGAACCCCCGGACCCAAAGGAGAUGAUGGAGAACCCGGUGAUCCAGGCGCCGAUAACAACGAACUAGGGCCUCCAGGACCUAAAGGAGCCAAAGGUCACAGAGGACCUGAGGGCAGACCGGGACCUCCAGGGCCUCCUGGACCACACGGAACUGAUGAAUGUGAAAUUUUGGAUAUCAUCAUGAAGCUCUGCUCUUGUUGUGAGUGUAAGUGUGCACCCGUGGACCUGGCGUUCAUUGUGGACAGCUCGGAGAGUAUUGGUUCCACAAACUUCGCUCUCGCCAAAGACUUUAUCAUCACAGUUAUAGACAGACUGGCCAAAGACCAGAAAGUCAAGUUUGCAGCUAAUGAGUCCAGGGUGAGUGUCGUCCAGUACAGUGGACAUCAAGCCCAAGAGGUUGUCCAGCUGGGAGUCAACAUCGCCAGGCUCACCGACUUUAAACAGGCAGUGAGAGACCUGCGCUGGUUGGCUGAGGCCACAUACACAGGCGAGGCUCUCGACUACGCUCUGAAAACCACAAUCCAGCGUAUGACUAAAGAGAACAGAGUUGUUCUCGUUCUCACCGACGGACGUUCAGAUAUUGAUAGGGACAAGGUUCCCCUCGACGUCCUCUGCGGCAACAACCUCCAGGUGGUUGGCCUUGGAGUGAAGGACUACUCAGGCCGCCAGCCCAACCAGGAGCAGCUGCAAAACAUUGUCUGUGGUAGUGACCCCAAACCAGGUGUCCCCAUUGUCCUGGAUAACUAUGCUGCGCUGCUGGAAGACGCCUUCUUGCAGAAUCUCACAUCCUUAAUCUGUCAAAAGAAGAGGUGCCCAGACUACAAAUGUCCCAUCUCCUUCUCCGACUCCACCGAUAUUUUGCUGAUGAUGGACAGCUCGGCCAGUGUGGGCCAGAAGAACUUCGAGACAAGCAAGACAUUUGUCCAUCGACUGGCCGAGCGUUUCUACACCGCAGAGAAGACGAGGGGUGCCAGUGUCAGAAUGGGUCUGGGUCAGUACAGCCGAACCGCCCGCAUCGAGCAGCCGCCAACCACCAAUUACACCGUGCUGUCUCGUCAAAUUGAAGAGGCAGUCUUCCAGAAUGAUGGCACCAAUGUGUCUAGGGCCUUGGAAGUUGCCGUUAGGGCUUUACGUGGUCGCGGGGAUGCAGCGGGAGGCAGGAAGAAGCUGGUGUUGUUUUCUGACGGCAGGUCUCAGGCUGUCACCCAGGGUGUGCUGGAGCAGCGCGUCCGUGAGGUGGCUGACGCCGGGGUGGAGCUCUUUGUCAUUGCUGUCGGCAGCCAAGUGAAUGAGGCCAACCUGCGCACACUCGUGAGCAGGGGCAGGCCGGCUGACGUCAACUACGCCCAGCGUCACCUGUUCCAUGUGUCAGACUACUCCUCUCUGCUCCGCGGGGUCUUCCACCAAACCGUCUCCCGCAGGGUGUCCCUGCCCUGAAAUGCAGGGCCCUGAACAACAGGACCAACACGCUUAGAUUUUUAGUCCCAUUAUGAAUAUUCAGUCUCACGCAUUUACAAUACACUGUGUUCAAGUUCUGUAAAAAAAAAAAUAAAAAGAUAAUUACAUUUUUUUUAAAAAGAACUAAUGUCACCAAAAGACAGAUGAUUGUGUGGCAGACAAGUGGAAAUGUCUUCAUGAGAUUCAGAGGCUUUUUUACCCUGAGUUACGCCUCCAAGGCACACCAUUUCAGGCUGUGUACAAUUUCCCCCUCCUAUGCUGGGAUCAUUAGACUGUAACCCAAUUGAUGGUGCUAACCUAAACCAUUAACAACCAGGAGGCAUUGCUGCCUUGCAGGCACAGCUCUGGGUAAAAAAGACUCUUGUCAAAAUAGGUUGCUUUGGUCCUAGAGAGCCGUCAGUGAUUACCACAACUAAAGUACAUGUCUAGCUUUCAAAUGCAUUGUGCUGAUUUCUACUCAGGUAUUGUGCAUCCCUGCAUCAUUUUCAGCUAGUCUGGACCCGUGCUCUGAUUUACAUAAUCUAACCAGCGCAGGUUGAUAAUGGCUCAUCAAGGCUACACUCCCCUGUCUCUCUAGGACCAGGGCUCCUGCCUUUUGAAGACUUUGUUUUAAGGGUUCAAUGUGGACUCGUUUUUUUUAAGCUCCUACCACUCUUUCAAGUAGUGUCGGAUUUGUGAAGUUAAAAUGUUCCAUAACCCUUAAUGAUUUCUUGACCUGGAAUGCUGGCACGUUUGGCCUAUCAUCUUCAUUUUAAGUUCGGUAAAAGUCAUUUGAAAAAGGCCACGGCAUGAUCCCAACUUGGUGGAAACUCGCAUCCGACAUCACUUGAAAGCUCUAUUAGAUCACCAAACACAUAGAGGGAAAACAGGACAUGACACCCAGCGCUUCACCUGGUACUAAUAGGGACACAUCUGGAGUCAAUGUGUGUGAUUCUGUCCGUGUGUGUAUCUGUAUGUGUGUAUGUGGAAGCACCUCUGUGUGUGCAUCAAUUACAUGUUCAUGUGUGUGGGGGGUUGAUUUUUCAUGUGUAGCCAUGGGCGAUUGUUCCACAAACAGUUGUGCUGGGGUCACUGGUUCAGAUGACCGAAUGACUGUAACCUGUUCUGAGACAUCUCUGUCAAACACACACGCACACACGCACACACACACACACACACACACACACACACUUUUUUACUUAAUCAGUGAGAAUGGAAAACAUCUCUCAUGGUUGAAGGCUAGAAAAGUGACCUAAUGGGACUCGUGCUGUGAGCCCCUCACACGGAAACUCAGACAGAAAAGACACACACACUUUCUACAUUCCCUCAACUGUACCUUCCACACCUUCAAUUUUGUAGUCAGCAGUGACCCAGAGUCACUGUACUGUUGUUAUCUGUGGUGCUAUUAGACUUAGUGUAUCAGCCUCUACCCAUGUUGUUAAGGAAGAUAUUUUUACCUGAGGAUACAAAACCUCAGUAGCGUUGUAAAAGCUCCUUCAAUAAAGGUUGCUACACCAAAGUG
This is a messenger RNA of Acanthopagrus latus (yellowfin seabream), 5173 nucleotides long. RefSeq names its product collagen, type VI, alpha 1 (gene col6a1). Lineage: Eukaryota; Metazoa; Chordata; Actinopteri; Spariformes; Sparidae. Bases 622 to 3651 code for a protein of 1009 amino acids. The transcript has 35 exons. The record is from RefSeq and is a predicted model, not a curated record.